Molecule: messenger RNA, 1647 nt
Organism: Metarhizium brunneum ARSEF 3297
Lineage: Eukaryota; Fungi; Ascomycota; Sordariomycetes; Hypocreales; Clavicipitaceae
Source: RefSeq, a predicted model, not a curated record
AUGACUGCGAAGAGAAAAGAUUUCAGCUUUAGGCUGAAGUCUUCCUUCUGGAAAGUACUUGGCCCUGCUGAGGUCUUUCCCUUUGUGCUAUCGUUGGGUAUUGUGGUGCAGGGGAUUAUAUUUGCUUCUAUCCAGUCGUUUGGCCUGCGUGGGCUUUUCAUUCGGGGCUGCGAGCCUCUUUCACAAGUAAUGCUUCCAGCCUUCUUUAUUGUACCGUAUAUUCAGUUCACAUUCGGGCUUGAAGCAAUAGUUCAAGCCCUUCGUCCAUACCAACCCUUCUCUCCGCGAUCAAAAUGGAGCGUCCCCACGUGUCUGGCUGUCAUCGUUUUCGGCUUGAUUUUAACGUUCGUUUUGACUCGACUCGAACUUCCCCCCGAUAUCUGUUUUCCUUCGGUCGUGUUCUUCCUUCGGAGAUGGGCUAUCGGUUGCUUUGGUCUCCUUAUUGGAAUUGCAGCAACGUUGCUCAUAGGGUGUGUUGUUACAUUUAUUCGUCUGUACCGUGUUCUAGGCAUCGGUGAGCAGCAGAGAAUAACAGCAACAUGGAUGGCGUGGUUCAUGGCUCUGGGUGUACUGACACUGUCUAUCAUGUUGCCGUUCUUUUAUGCAGUGGCUGUAGACGAUUCUUCCACCAUUAAAACCUCGCAGUCAGAAUUAUCCAUGGCUACUGUCGUGGUGUCCAACUUGACGGGUCUCAUGACGGGCGGAAUGUAUAUACUGCUCCGGUCAACCAAGAUCGGCAAGCUUGGCCCCAAGGGCUACUUCGAAUUUGACCGGCAGCGCUCUAUCAGGCACCCCAAGUCGAGCGUACCGCACAGCUUCAUCUUUACGAGACAGAUGGAGCAGCCUGUACCGCUGUCUACGCAAUUGCCUCCUGCUCGGCGCCAAGCGAGCAGCCUGUACGCUACCCAGGACGUGGAGCUUGGGCUUGGCCCCGUACAUGCCCUCACUUCAGAUGAGUCCCAAAAGCCGGACGGCAUGCCUGAAGCUCCCGCGGUUGGUGUAGCAACUACCACUCCCGGCCCAGUCCCGUCACAAGAAGCACAUGCUCGAAAGAACUCUGCCUAUAACCUCUUCCCGCGAGACACCAUAUCCGACAAGCCCAUGUAUACCCUCCCGGCCACAGCCUAUGUAUCUUCCAGCAAAGACAACGAUCAGGCAGUCAACCCUUUUGAUGAUGACGAGUUACUACCUCCUCCCACCAUCCGACUCUCAGGCGGCAGACACAACCGAGAAUCAUCCCUGGGCUCGUCCGCCACCGUCCCAAUUGGCAUCCGGGUCUCGAACAUUCAUGACAUGCCCUCUGUCCAGUCUUACUACGAAGUGCCGCCUUCACCUCGAGCCACGACCCCGACCCGACCUGUUUCAAGUGUGCCUGUUCCGCAAAUCCCAGACACUCUCGUCGUCCCCGAGGAUGAAGCCUCGGAAGGCGGCGAUAAACAACUACCCCCAGUGCCUCUGGCCCUGGUGAACAAGGAACCCGUCAAAGAAGUCGACGAGGAGGAAGUUCGUCUCAGUCCGACUGUGUACACUCCCCAACGGACCCCUAGCAAAACCAAAGCGAAGCCAAGCAGUCCAACUGCACAAUCUGUUGGCCCUCCACACAGUCCAGAGAGCUUCUCGCCUGUCAAUGAAGCUGAGUGGAUUUAA